Panicum virgatum (switchgrass) is the source of this 1509-nucleotide messenger RNA. Its product is annotated as very-long-chain 3-oxoacyl-CoA reductase 1-like. The transcript has 4 exons. The record is from RefSeq and is a predicted model, not a curated record. Gene Ontology annotation, cellular component: endoplasmic reticulum. Bases 317 to 1327 code for a protein of 336 amino acids. Lineage: Eukaryota; Viridiplantae; Streptophyta; Magnoliopsida; Poales; Poaceae. Gene Ontology annotation, molecular function: ketoreductase activity.
UCCACAAACACUCCCCAUUCAUGUCUGCGUCCCAGCUUUAAUUAAUUUUGUGCAGCUGGCCGGUUGGUGGCAGCAGCCAGCAGCCCGGGUAAAUCAUAUCGUUACACACUGCAGUACUGAACACACAUUGCAUGUGCUGCAGUCGUGCAAACUGUAUGUAGCAAUAGGUCUCAAUCUUUCAGACAAUCAAGGUGUAGGUGUAGAUGCAUAUAGUUGCACGCCAACAGGAAGUUCUGAUAUAGUCGGGUUUCAGAAAACAGAAGCUCCAUCAGCAGUUUCAAGAACAAGGGGACGAGGGAGAAGACAUCUGCCGAGGAUGACAGGAACGGCACCGGCGGCGUGGUUCAUCUUCUUCUUGCUGGUUUUCGUCGGCGGCGUCUCCGCCGCGGCGUUCUCGUUCCGCCUCCUCGUCUACCUCGCGCUCUGCCUGAGCCGGCCAAAGGACCUGCGCCGCCGGUACGGCGCGUGGGCCUUGGUCACCGGCCCGACGUCCGGCAUCGGCCGUUCCGUGGCGCUGGAGCUCGCGCGCCGCGGCCUCAACCUCGUCCUCCUCGACCUCGACGCCGCCAACCUCCAGGAGACCUCCGACGUAAUCACGUCUCGCCACGGCGUGAAGAGGAGGACCGUGGUGUUCGACCUCUCGCUCGUCGGCACCCCUCAAGGCGACGAGUCGAUGCGGCGGCUCCGGGCGGCGAUCGAGGGCCUGGACGUCGGCGUGCUAGUGAACAACGCCGGUGUGGGGAGGCCGGCGGUGGCGUACCUGCACGAGGCCGACGUGGAGGCGUGGGUGAGGAUGCUACGGGUGAACCUGUGGGCGCUGACGGAGGUCACGGCCGCCGUCCUGCCGGGGAUGGUGGAGCGCGGCCGGGGCGCCGUACUGAACAUGGGCUCGGCGUCGUCGGAGGCCAUCCCCUCCUUCCCACUCAACACCAUCUACGCCGCCACUAAACGGUACGUUUCUAAGUUCUCGAGGAGCCUUUACGUCGAGUAUAGAAGCAAAGGGAUUGAUGUGCAGUGCCAGGCCCCGUUCUUCGUGGCGACCAGGCUGGUGCCCAGAGCCGUGCUGGACAACUGGCUCUCGCCGUUCGUCCCCACGCCGGACGCCUACGCCCGCGCGGCGGUGCGCUGGAUCGGGCACGCCCCGCUCUGCACCCCCGCCGUCGGCCACCAGCUCCUGUGGUGCCUCGCCGGCGUCCUGCCGGACGCCGCGCACGACUGGCUCCGCCUGCGCGAGCACCUGCGGUUCAGAGCGCUGUUCCAGAGAGAAAGGGCGGCGAUGGCGUCGGCAGCUGAUCGGGGAGAGAAAACGACGCACGCCAAAAAAUGAGUUUUUUUUUUUAGUUUGGCUAAUAAUGUGCUUGCUUGGCCUGCCGGAACUGAUGUGGUUCCUACGGUUCACCCCAAACUGUGUGCAUCAUGAAGCUGUACGUGGUUCAUUUGCCUCUCCUUGCUUGAGCCUGAGAUUACAAGCGGGAGAACAAAAAAUGAGUUUUGCUACGGUGUUUGCUA